Molecule: messenger RNA, 876 nt
Organism: Mollisia scopiformis
Lineage: Eukaryota; Fungi; Ascomycota; Leotiomycetes; Helotiales; Mollisiaceae
Exons: 2
Coding region: 1-876 (291 amino acids)
Molecular function (GO): oxidoreductase activity
Source: RefSeq, a predicted model, not a curated record
AUGGCAGCGACACUCACUGCAACACCUUCAGCGCACGUUUUCGAGAAACAAGAUGUAGCGACUCAUAUCAAUUUCUGGAAAAAGCUAGACACUCCACCCAAAGUCAUUGACCUCACCCAGCCAAACGCCGAGCAAGAUGCCGCGAACGCGAAGGAGCAUGAUGAUCCACAUCCUGUGACUGUCCAUGAUGUUCGCGGCGAGGAGCAGAACUACACACUUGCUAAGAAUGGCUUCCAAUAUGUUUCGCACGAAGUGCCAGAUUUGAAAGACUUGUCGGGUGAAGAAGAGGUGAAGCGGGUUUUGGUUCCACUGACCGAGGAGUUGGUGAAAAAGACCACCGGUGCUUUCAAAACCAUAGUUUUACAAACACGUAUACGCAAUGUCGCAGAAGCCGGGCAAAAGGACCGUCUGGCGGAGAACUUCCCAGCUUAUGGUCCACACUGUGACAUGACACCAGUCGGAGCCGAAAACACCCUCCAAAAUGUUAUCCAAGACCCGGAAGCACUCGCAGCUCUGAAAGCUGGUCGGGUCAUGGUCAUCAACGUCUGGCGCCCUCUAAAAAUCAUCACGAGAGAUCCGUUGAGUCUUUGUGACUGGCAGUCCGUUGAAGAACAGAAUGACAUCGUGCCGAACCGCAUGAUCUUCAGACCUGGAAUCUGGCAUGAGUUUGGGAAGAUUGCUUAUAGCGAGAAGCAGAAGUGGUGUUACUUGAGUCAGCAGCGGCCAGACGAACCGGUUCUGUUCAUGCAGUAUGAUAACAAGUCGAAUUAUGGAGGGUUGUCAUUACCGCAUACUGCUUUUGUGGACUCUAGGUUUGUAGAGGAGGAGCCAAGGCAGAGCAUCGAGAUCAAGAUGUAUGCUUUCUUGAAGGAAUGA